GUAGAUGUGUGUCCAGGGAGGCAGUGAAGACCAGCCCAGAUCAAGAUGUCGGCCACCACCAGCAGCCUCACCAUCUCAGCAGCUGGUCCUGCCCUGCCCUCCUGGGUGUUGGAGGAGAAGGAGGCCGCCAGGAUCGCCCACCGUCGCCGCCUGCUAGAGGAAAGGGCCGUCAGGAUUCACCAGCCCAGGAUCACCUCCAUAGCGGUGGACGUGGCAUCAUUGUCGCAACAGGUGGAAGAACGCCGGCGUCAGGAGGAGGACGCCAGGCGCACCCAGCAAGAGUUUGAACGUCUGGCAGCCACGCAGGACAGAGCCGCACUUCUCCUACAGCACCAGGAAAACAAGGCUCGUGAGGGUCGUCGGCAAGAGCUAGUGCAGUACUGGCGUGAAGAGCAACGACCAGAGAGACGCAGGGAGUACGACCUUAACUCUCACGACCACCUCACCUCCACCCUGUACCAGCUGAGGUUUGACGGGGAGGACUUGGGUUUUGGUGAACGUGUGAAACAGCAGCAGGAACAGACGAAGGCGUGGCUCUGGCAGCAGCAGGAGGACCAACGCCAACGUCUUCUGCAGGAGAAAGAGAGGGAGAGGAUGGAGCAGCUGGAGGUGGCGGAGGUGGACGAGAGGGCGAGGAAACUGACCGAGGCCGAAGAGCUGUGCCGACGGGCCGAGCAGCUGGCCAUCGACCAAUACAACCAGACUCUGACUCGAGAGCGUGAAAGUGCCAAGGCUGCCGAACGCCAGGCGGACCUGAAGGCCGAGGAGCAGGAGCUGAGGAAUGCCAUCCUUGGCACCUUCCUGACGGAGGACCCAAGGAUGGCCCGCAGCGCCCUCGGCCCCCACCGAGUGAUCACCGACAGGUGGAAAGGUAUGACCCCGGAGCAAAGGCGAGAGAUAGAGGAGACGCGUGUUCAACAAGUAGCUGAGAGGAAGCGUCGGGAGGAGAAGGAGCAGCGGGAGGCUCGGUCGUGGGAAGACUUGGCAACUCGGGCAGAUCGAGCUGCCCUUCUGCUGGCCCACCACGAAGACCUUCAUACUAGGAACCGGGAGGCGACGCUGACGGCGACCAACACCCGCCUGGCGGAGGAACAGCGGCAGGAGCGUCUACGACUCGACACUCUGAUGACCACCAACGUCCCCACUCAGGAAUACUACAGCCAGUUCGGUGUCUACCCUCGCUAGUGACCCACCCGGCAAAAACCACACUAAUGCAGGAAUGACCAGCACUGAUUGGUCAAUUCUCAUCAUGAUAUAGGGGCGGUAUGGAUACAGCACACCGAAGAACUAACCUAACCUAACCUAACCAAAAGUACAUUCUCUUGGUUUUUUGUCAUACACUAUCA
Molecule: messenger RNA, 1346 nt
Organism: Homarus americanus (American lobster)
Lineage: Eukaryota; Metazoa; Arthropoda; Malacostraca; Decapoda; Nephropidae
Product: RIB43A-like with coiled-coils protein 2
Exons: 10
Coding region: 46-1185 (379 amino acids)
Source: RefSeq, a predicted model, not a curated record